Messenger RNA from Tribolium castaneum (red flour beetle), 984 nucleotides. It is a transcript of the gene Rab39, whose product is annotated as Rab39. Gene Ontology annotation, biological process: vesicle-mediated transport; Rab protein signal transduction. Gene Ontology annotation, cellular component: Golgi apparatus. Lineage: Eukaryota; Metazoa; Arthropoda; Insecta; Coleoptera; Tenebrionidae. Bases 82 to 738 code for a protein of 218 amino acids. Gene Ontology annotation, molecular function: GTP binding; GTPase activity. The transcript is spliced from 3 exons. The record is from RefSeq and is a predicted model, not a curated record.
CGACACGAGCUGUCGCUGUCAAUGUCAUAUGUUGUUGAAAAGUGUCAAUAAAUAAAAGUAAAUAGAGUGGAAUGUUUUAAAAUGGUAGAGCCAAUUUUCGAUUAUCAAUUUCGCCUAAUUCUAAUAGGCGACAGUACAGUGGGGAAGAGUUCAUUACUCAAGUACUUCACUGAUGGCAAAUUUGCUGAGCUGUCAGACCCCACUGUUGGAGUGGACUUUUUCGCACGUCUUAUCGAAGUUAAAGACGGAACUCGGAUAAAAUUGCAACUUUGGGACACAGCUGGCCAAGAGAGAUUUCGCUCAAUCACCAAAUCAUACUAUAGGAAUUCAGUUGGUGCUUUGUUAGUGUACGAUAUUUGUAAUAGGGCUAGUUUUGAACAUAUACCUGUGUGGAUGUCGGAAGCUAGACGACAUAUUGAGCCCCAUAGGCCUGUCUUUGCUCUAGUAGGUUGUAAGUUAGAUCUGGUUAAUAAUGGAGGACAACGGGAAGUUUCGAAAGAAGAAGCCAAAGCUUUCGCUGAUCAAAAUGGGAUUUUUAAUGUCGAAACGUCGGCGAAAAAUGGAAUGAACGUCGAAGAGGCUUUCAGGUCAGUCACACAAGAGGUCUACAAUCGAAUACAAACAGGUGAAUAUAAAGUUGAAGACGGCUGGGAUGGGAUUAAAACAGGGUUUGCGAGACCCAAUGGCUUAGAUUUUAAUUUAAUUGAGGCCGAACCUGCAAAGUCAUCUUGCUGUUAAAAUAUUUAUUAUUAUUAAACACAUGUACAUAGAUUAUGUAUAUUUUAAUGACCUAAAACUGUAGAUUUCACUUUUAUACAAGAGUAUUAUUAUUCUGAAUUCAAGACAAUUAAAAUCACUGUUCAUCACCAUUAUAGAAAGUCUAGUGGCAAAUUUAAUGGAGCUGUGCUGAUAAUUAUUGCAAAUUACCAUUAAGAAUCCUUGUACAGUUUUUCACAGUAUAAUAAUAAUUAUUAUUUAAAGUGG